AUGGCUGCACUCUCUCAGCACUUGAGGAUCCUGCUGUGGAAGAACUGGCUGAGUGUCAAGAGGCAGCUGGUAUGGUCGUUCAUUUUAAUUUCCUGGCCUGUGGUUGUUUUCAUAAUCUUGGCCAUUAUCCGUCUCAAAUUCCCUCCAGAACCACAGCCAAACUGUUAUCUUGCACCCCGAAACCUUCCUAGUGCAGGCUUCUUCCCCUUCCUGCAAACCGUGUUGUGCGAUUCAGACGCCAGAUGUAAAGGCACACCGUACACCCCAGAGGAUCUGCUGCCAAGGCUUAAUGACAUCUCAUCUCUCCGACUCCAUCAAACAUACCGGGAAACACAUGAAAAUGGAGAAACAGUUAUUGCCCACAGAAGCAUUUGCAGCGUGGAGCUGGCUGGGCAUGCAUUUGGGGAUUUGGUAUCUCAUGGAGAAAAAACCCUUCAGAAUAUUUCAUCACCAUCCAACUUGACUUCCAGCAUCAACACGUUCAACAAAAUCCUCAGUUUUGGGAAGAGCCAGACCAAACAUUCAACUGCAGCAAAUCUCAAAGUCAUUCUGUGUGAGAUCUUGUCACGAUACAUGGCACAUCCCAGUCUCACUGAAGAGAAGAUGGCAGCCAAUAUCCACCGGACAUUCUGCUUUACCAACUCAUCGCUUCUGGAGUCAUUUACCCAAGAGUUCAGAAGUCAGCUCUCUCAGGUGCAGCACAACCCACAGUACCAGGCAGUGUUCGUCAAUGAAAUGGUCUCAUUCCUGAUGCUCAUCUCCCAAGUGCAGAAUGACACCUCCCUGUGGCAUCUCCUUUUGCUGGCCCCAGAUGUGUUCCAGGGCAGCAUGCAGCUGCAGGACAUAAUUGAAUUCCUUCAGAAUCCAAGCAGUGUUGUGCUGGCAGCUCAGAAUGUCUCUGCAUCGCUUGUGAGUGCUGAUAGAUUCCAGACUGUUCAGAAUGGGGUUGCAGAUCCUCCAUACUCCGUGAACUGCCUGGGGAAAGAUGAUGAAAAAAGUUUGGUGGCCAGAUCUAUUUGUAAUCCCUUUGUCAACUGGAAAGACAAUCAGACUUUAGGAUCUGAACUGGAGGAAGUUCUGAGGAAAAUAAAGUUACCAGAGUUUGGUGGAAAAGACUCCAAGAGGUCCAUUAAUUCGGAUGAUUUAGAAGCCAUACAGAACACUCUACAUCGUUUAAAAGGCUUUGAGAAAAAAAUGAAUAGAAGUGAAUUAAAAAGCUUAAAUCUAUUCAGAAAUUUGAAGAAUGAAACAUUACAGAAAUUGUAUGCAAUUCUUGAACUGGGAAUGAAUCCACAUCAUGAUUAUAAAUUAAAGGAACCAUAUAAUAAGGAAAUAAUUGAUGAAAUCUAUAACUUCACAUCACUGCAAUUACAGAGUGACUUUAAUGGGACUUCCAUUUUUGAUAUAAUGACCCAAUGGAAAGAAAUUCAGAGUGCUUUAAAAUUAGCUACAAUGAUCUGGAAUCCAGUUCUGUUAAAUAAUUCUAAUUUUAGUGCAGUGCAAACUCAGGAUGCUCUCAAAAUAUUGCUGUCCACUAGCAUGCCAUCCAUUCUGGAAGACUUCAGAGAGCAUUUAAAUGGAAUGAAAGAAGUACCAUCUUUGUUUUCUGAUUAUCUGCUUAAGCUUGUGUCCUACAGAAGCUUUCCAGACCAGCUCCUAGCUCUCCAGAAGAUGUUUUUUAUAAUGACAGGCACAAACAUAGGUUAUCAGUACUUACUGAUGCCUGUGUUUGAACUGAUGAGGAAAGUAGAAAGUUCCAUGGGUGAAGCCUGGUGGGAUGAGCUGAAUGCCUAUUGGCGCAUUGGGGAGGAAUUGAGAGCAAUGAAGUGGAAUAGCACAGGCAUCAUAGCCUACGGGCAGUUUUUAGAGGUAUUGAACAGCCAUUUAGAAAAGCUGAAUAAUAAUUCUAAUAGUGUCUUCGGUGAAAAAUUGGAUCAACUGUCAGAAUUUGUAACAGCCGUGUUUAAAGAGUUUGGGGAUAACUCUGAAGGAGCCAAUAUCUCACUAGUCACUCAAGCCAUACAAAAGACCUUGCACAUAUUAAAAGACUUACAGCUGAAUUAUAAUGUCAGUAAAUUAAAAUCUAUAGAUCUUUUCUUUAAUUCUGACGAUAAAACCUUUGAGAGCUUGUCUGAACUUCUGAGGACAGGAAUGAAAAUCCUUCAUUAUACAAGUGCCAGUGAAGCUGCCAGUGAAGAAAUAAUUAACCGUGUCUAUAACUUAACACACAUUCUUCUGCAGGAGUUCAGCCGGUUUUCCUUGUGGCACAAUACUUCUUUAGAGGCAAAAAUUUGGGAGUUCCUGCAUGUAGCCUUGAGUCCUUUCCUUGAGACCAGCAACAACAGUUACGGGACACCCCAGAACUGCUCUGCUCAGGACAUGCUCCACGUAACACUUGAGAUGCUCUUUGAAAAUACCACUUUAAGCAAGUCCUUAGCUGGGAGCCCCUGCAAACCCCUCUUUGAUUCCAUGGGCAUGGAGGGCGUGAGAAUGCGCAAUGACACCCUCCAAAAAGUGUUCCAGCUUGCCAUAGAAAACCUGAAACUGUCUCCAGAGUUUGCCGCUGUCUACCAGAACAGCAGCGACCGCUUUUCCGAGGAGCUGUCAUGCAUCAUCCAGUCUCUGCAGUUUACUCUGAGUUUCCUUUCCGAAUUAAACCUUGUCUCUGAGCUGGAGAACUCCUGGGUGCAGGAGAAGGGGACACCCCAGAACUGCUCUGCUCAGGACAUGCUCCACGUAACACUUGAGAUGCUCUUUGAAAAUACCACUUUAAGCAAGUCCUUAGCUGGGAGCCCCUGCAAACCCCUCUUUGAUUCCAUGGGCAUGGAGGGCGUGAGAAUGCGCAAUGACACCCUCCAAAAAGUGUUCCAGCUUGCCAUAGAAAACCUGAAACUGUCUCCAGAGUUUGCCGCUGUCUACCAGAACAGCAGCGACCGCUUUUCUGAGGAGCUGUCGUGCAUCAUCCAGUCGCUGAAGUUUUCUCUGAGUUUCCUUUCCGAAUUAAACCUUGUCUCUGAGCUGGAGAACUCCUGGGUGCAGGAGAAGGCAAGAGCUCUGGCCACUCUCACGGAGGGGCUGCUGCAGAGUAAUGCCUCCUGCCCCAUCCCAGUCCAAGGUGUGGGUGAUGUGCUGCCGUCUCAGCUCUUGGACAUGCUCAUUCCUUUCAUGCUGAACGAAACAGUGCUGAACUCCCUAAAUUUCCCUGACAGCUCAGCAGGCUGGAAUAACCUGUCCAGGCUCUUCAGUGUGGCACAGGCUGAGCUCCGCAUGAACAACCUGCUGCAGAGACUCCAAGGCGCCUUCAACCUGAGCAGAUGGAGUUAUUACUCAAGCGUCUGGGAUGUGGUUGACAGUUUCCUAAACGCCAAAAGGAAUCUAACCAAAGCAGCUGCCUUUGCAGAAUUGUUGGAAGCAGUGGCAAACAACUCUGCCAACAAUGUGUCAGCUCUAGAAAUCAUAGAAGCCAGUCGCUACAUUCUCAAGAGGCUGAACUCCUCUGAUCUGCUAAAUGAAUUCAAUAUCAGUUCCAGUUCAGCUUUUCUCACCACCAAAACUACUUUUGACAGUGUGGUUGAUAUUGUCACUCAUCACUUCAUUGUCAUGGCAGAAACCUUAUACAACAAGACUCUCCCUUGGACUCAGAGCGACCAAACUCUGUCACCAACCAGUUUGAUCACACGAUUUCUAUUUUUAGAAUUUGAAAACACCAUCUUACAGGUGACAGUGAAUAACAGCUAUAACUCUUACCUGAGGUGUUUAAUGAAUGCCACUGAAGUUGAAGACGGAGAAUUGACAGAAAACAUCACACUCCUUUUGAAGCAAACUCAUCUGAAAAAGAACUCUUUUAUGCAAAAUAAUACCUCUGAGAAACAUUCAUCCAUACCAGAGCUCCUGAAGCUAAAAAUAUCUCGCCUCCGGGAUCUGACAACACUUCUUUGUGACUAUGAGAGCUUUAAGUCAAUACAGCACAUCUGCCAUCUCCCCAGUGUCAGCUUUGGAGAACUGUGUGAACAAAGUCAGUCUCACGAGCAGCUCCUCCGCGCGAUUGAACUGAGCAGUCAAGUUGUGACCAACGUACUGAAUCACAGGAGAAUCUCACAAGAGCUUCAAAAUAUACUGAUUGGGGAUGCCACAAACUUCCAGACACAGAUGAAGUGGUUUCAAGAAAAUGUACCAGAAAUUGCUUUCUUUCAAGAGAUUCCUCAGUAUAUGAGUACUUUGAAUUCCAUGUUGAACAUCACUGAGGAUUUAACAGAUUCUAGCAAGCAAGAAAAGUUAAGAGAUGUGCUUAAAAAUGUGGACCAGCUCAAAGAGGAUCUCAAAAACAGAACAGGAAUGUCCACAGCCAGUAUUGAUGCUCUUCUGGAAGCAUCUCUCCCGGAAAACAGCAGUCAGCUCAUUUCUCAGAUCCUCCAGCUGGAGUCCUGUCACGGCCAUCCUGCUGACCCACAGCUGCAGACGGUAGUGGAGGAGUUCUGCAAUCUCUCUCUUUCAGAGAGGACCCGUGAGACCUACGUCCUGGGCGUCACACUGUUACGACACUUAGACAUUUACAAUUUCUUAUACAAGAUGUUUUUCCCUAAGGAACUUCAGAAACCCAUGGACAAGUUGCUAGGCCUUCUGACAAAAAUGAAGUAUUUCAGACACCAGGUCGAAUCCGACAUUGAUCCAUUGCUACAAGCUAUCCAUUCACUGAAAAAGCUCCGGCAAUCUAGAAAUGUGCCACUGACUGAGGCAUUAUUUAAACCAAACAACUUGAGGGUAACACGUGGCACAUUUAAGUCCAUGUCAAAAGUUCUCUGCAACCAGGAGAUCACACCCCUGUUUUUUGAGUCCUUGCUUCCAGAUUUUGGAGACCCUGUAAGCAACAGUUCUUCUGUGGAAGAUGUCUAUGUCCAAAAGUUGAUGAGGAAAUAUGGGAUUCCGCAUGACUCCACUCCGUUUUGCUUAUCCUUUUACCUGGAUCUGGUCAAGACCCCAACUGGAGCUUUGAUUUGGUCCUUUUUAAAACCAAUGGUGCUUGGGAAGAUCCUUUAUACACCAGAUACCAGAGAAACUCGAGCAAUCAUGGGCAAGUCUAAUGCAACCCUGAAGCAGAUGGCUGAUCUAGCCCUGAAGUCCCAGGAGUGGUUGGACAAGUCUCCUGUCAUCAUGAAUUCCCUGACAAAGUUAAACCAGACAGUCCUUAUGAUCGAGAACACCCUGCAGAAUCCCUUUGUGCAGGUUUUUAUCAAGCUGAUGGUGGAUUUGGAUGCGGCUGAAUUGCUGAGUCAAAUAAACGAACUGGAUGAUAUUCGGCUGGAAUUGCAGAACAACACUGACAUUGUUGAUCAGCUGAAUACAUUAGCUACCCUUGCUGUAAAUGUGUCCUCCUGUGUCUCAUUUAAUCGCGUUCGGGCAGUCAGAAGCAUAGAGGAAAUGGAAAUGGUGGCUAAAGAGCUCUUUCUGAAGAACGAGCUUUUUGCAAGUGUCAUUUUCAAGCUGCCUUCAAGCCAAAGCAGCCCUGGGCAUGCAGUUCACAGGGACUUGGCCCUCCCUCCCGUGCUCAACUACACCAUCCGAAUGAGCAGCAGGAUCACGCAAACCACCAACAGAAUAAGGGAGCGCAUCUGGACGGUGGGCCCGCACAAUUCCACCUCCCAGAGCCAGAUUUACAGCCGGGCGUUUAUUUAUAUCCAGGACAGCAUUGAAAGAGCCAUUAUCGAGUUACAGACUGGCAAGAAGCCAGAGGAAAUAGCUGUUCAAGUCCAGGCCAUGCCUUACCCCUGCUACAAUAAGGAUAUGUUCUUAACCAGCGUGACCUACUCUCUUCCAUUUGCUCUGAUGGCUGCCUGGGUGCUGUUUAUAGCUGAUUUUGUUAAAACACUUGUUCAAGAGAAAGAUCUGAGGCUUUAUGAGUACAUGAAAAUGAUGGGUGUUAACGCCAGCAGCCAUUUCAUCGCCUGGUUCAUAGAGUGUGCCAUCUUCCUCCUAAUUACUGUCACCUUCCUCAUCAUCAUUCUAAAAGUGGGUGACAUCCUUCCCAAAACAAACACAGCACUCCUGUUCCUCUACCUUAUGGACUACAGCCUGUCCAUCAUAGCCAUGAGCUACUUCAUCAGUGUUUUCUUCAACAACACCAACAUAGCAGCCUUGGUGGGCAGUCUCGUGUACAUCCUCACCUUCUUCCCCUUCAUCGUGUUGCUCGUCAUCGAGAAUCAUUUGAGCUUCUCUGUGAAGAGCCUGCUGAGCCUGUUGUCUCCCACUGCGUUCAGUUACGCAAGCCAGUACAUUGCUCGGUAUGAGGCACAGGGCAUAGGUCUGCAGUGGGACAACAUGUAUAAGUCCCCGAUGAUUGGAGACAACACUUCCUUUGGCUGGAUGUGCUGGCUCAUUCUGAUAGACUCUUUUAUUUACUUCCUCCUGGGGUGGUACAUAAGGAAUGUUUUCCCAGGUAGAUACGGCAUGGCUGCUCCCUGGUAUUUCCCGUUCCUCCCGUCUUACUGGGUCGAAUACAACAGUUACCUUCCCUUCUGGAAUGAGAAACGAAGAAGCCUUCUCUUCACCAAGCUGCUGUUAAGGAAAGAAGCCGCCCUCAGCAGUAAGAUAUGUGCCCCCCCUCCUCACCUGGAACCAGAGCCCACUGAUCUCACCGUGGGAGUCUCCCUCCGUGGCAUAACAAAGGUUUAUGGAUCCAAAGCUGCAGUGGACAACCUCAACCUCAACUUCUAUGAAGGGAAUAUCACUUCCCUGCUGGGACACAACGGAGCCGGGAAAACUACGACCAUAUCUAUUUUGACCGGGUUGUUCCCCACAUCAUCAGGUACUAUCUUUGUGUAUGGCAAAGACAUCAGAACUGACCAGGAGGUUAUCAGGAAGAACAUGGGGGUGUGUAUGCAGCACAAUGUGCUCUUUAACUACCUCACCACCAAGGAACACCUACUGCUCUACGGGUACAUCAAAGUCCCUCACUGGAGUAAAGAGGAGCUCUACCAAGAAGUGAAGAGGACUUUGAAGGAGACUGGACUGUACAGCCAUCGUCACAAGCUAGCUGGCUCCCUGUCCGGGGGGAUGAAGAGGAAGUUAUCUAUAGCUAUUGCUCUCCUGGGUGGAUCAAGGGUGGUGAUACUAGAUGAACCAACCACAGGGGUGGAUCCAUGCUCUCGGAGAAGUAUUUGGGAAAUUAUCUCCAAGAAUAAAAAAGGCAGGACCAUCAUUCUCUCCACACAUCAUUUGGAUGAAGCCGAAGUUCUGAGUGACCGAAUUGCCUUCCUAGAGCACGGAGGGCUGAAAUGCUGCGGUUCGCCAUUCUACCUCAAGGAAACGUUUGGUGAUGGAUACCACCUGACGCUCACAAAAAAGAAGAACAUGAUCGAGGAGUGCGACACCACAGCAGUGACCUCCUUGAUCCAGUCCCACCUCCCGGAGGCUUACCUCAAGGAGGAUAUUGGGGGAGAGCUCGUGUACGUGCUUCCCCCCUUCAAGUCCGCAGUCUCAGGGGCCUACCAGGCACUUCUGAGAGCCCUCGAUACCAGCUUGAGCGAUCUCCACCUUGGGUGCUACGGGAUUUCAAACACAACCGUGGAGGAGGUGUUUCUCAAUCUGACAAAAGAGCUAGGGAAGGACCAGCAAGAAGAUGCUGAACUGCCCCAACAGCUGCCUGGAGCCAGUGGUCAAAUUGGCAGUGACGAAAUGUCCGUGAGCACGGAUACCUUCACAGAAAGAGACGAUCAACUCCUCAUCAGAUCAAAAAGCCUGCAGGGUUUGCCGUUGCUGCUUAAGAAGACAUCAGCUUUGUUCAUUAAGAGGUUCCACCAUACCCGGCGGGAUGUCAGAGGCUUCAUUGCUCAGGUCAUCCUCCCGGUCCUCUUUGUGAUGGCUGCGAUGGGGCUUGGGACACUGAGGACUAAGGAGACCGACUAUCCCGAACUGCUUCUUUCCCCUUCUCUGUACGGCACAUCCGACCAGGCAGACUUCUUCGGGAAUUUUAAUGAAACCACAAAUGCUUUAGUGGCUUCAAUGCUUGCUUUCCCUGGAACGGAUAACACAUGCAUGAAUGAAAGCAAUUUGUAA
Eurypyga helias (sunbittern) is the source of this 8052-nucleotide messenger RNA. Its product is annotated as ATP-binding cassette sub-family A member 12-like. Bases 1 to 8052 code for a protein of 2683 amino acids. Gene Ontology annotation, molecular function: ATP hydrolysis activity; ATP binding; apolipoprotein A-I receptor binding. NCBI's taxonomy places the organism in Eukaryota, Metazoa, Chordata, Aves, Eurypygiformes, Eurypygidae. The record is from RefSeq and is a predicted model, not a curated record. The transcript is spliced from 37 exons. Gene Ontology annotation, biological process: transmembrane transport; lipid transport. Gene Ontology annotation, cellular component: intracellular membrane-bounded organelle; membrane.